AUGUUCAUGUAUAUUCAAGACACUCUCUUAUCCACAGGUUGCUCUGCUGUGAUCCUUCGUCUUCUAAAGAUGCAUCCUGACUUGUCUCCACACCUGCACACUGAAGAAUGCAACACCUUGAUUAACUUGCUAAAGGAAUGCCACAGAAAUCACAGCGUUCUGAAAUUUUUUGGUCAUUGCAAUGAUCUUGAUCGGGAGAUGAGAAAAUGCCUGAAAAAUGAGGUAAGAAAAGCAUCAAAAAGUAGAAGUACACCUUGUACAUCCUCUUCUCACUUAUCAACUUGGUUGGGUUCCAAAGACAGGUCAUUAUUAGAAAAUCAGCAUUCAAAAGCGGAAGGUUAA
Echinops telfairi (small Madagascar hedgehog) is the source of this 342-nucleotide messenger RNA. RefSeq names its product C-X9-C motif containing 2 (gene CMC2). The coding region runs from base 1 to 342 and encodes 113 amino acids. The transcript is spliced from 2 exons. NCBI's taxonomy places the organism in Eukaryota, Metazoa, Chordata, Mammalia, Afrosoricida, Tenrecidae. The record is from RefSeq and is a predicted model, not a curated record. Gene Ontology annotation, cellular component: mitochondrion.